Messenger RNA from Ustilaginoidea virens, 390 nucleotides. RefSeq lists its product as uncharacterized. The coding region runs from base 1 to 390 and encodes 129 amino acids. The transcript has 3 exons. Gene Ontology annotation, molecular function: catalytic activity. Gene Ontology annotation, biological process: DNA repair. The record is from RefSeq and is a predicted model, not a curated record. NCBI's taxonomy places the organism in Eukaryota, Fungi, Ascomycota, Sordariomycetes, Hypocreales, Clavicipitaceae.
AUGCCCCCCUCCGACGAAGCAACCGCCUUCUUCCACGCCGUCUGCUCCGCCGUGCAGCAGAUCCCACCCGGCAAAGUAACUUCCUACAGCCACAUCGCCAUGCUCGUCGGCACGCCCCAACGACCCCGCCAAGUCGGCACGUGCAUGAGGCAUCUCCCCGCGGACGCGUCGCUCCCGUUCCACGCCGGCAACGUCCCGUGGCAGCGGGUCAUCAACGCCCAGGGAAGGAUAUCCCCGAGAUCGCAGCCGGGCGGGGCGCAGCGCCAGGCGGAUGCUCUGCGGGCGGAAGGCGUGGCGGUUGCCCGCGGUGCGCUGGGCGAGUGGACGGUCGACCUGGAGCAGUACGGAUGGUUUCCGAGCGCGUUGCCGCCUCCUGGCGCGGGGGCGUGA